This is a messenger RNA of Sciurus carolinensis (gray squirrel), 3845 nucleotides long. RefSeq names its product tubulin folding cofactor D (gene Tbcd). Gene Ontology annotation, cellular component: lateral plasma membrane. The record is from RefSeq and is a predicted model, not a curated record. Gene Ontology annotation, molecular function: GTPase activator activity; beta-tubulin binding. The transcript is spliced from 39 exons. Gene Ontology annotation, biological process: tubulin complex assembly; bicellular tight junction assembly; microtubule cytoskeleton organization. Bases 65 to 3646 code for a protein of 1193 amino acids. NCBI's taxonomy places the organism in Eukaryota, Metazoa, Chordata, Mammalia, Rodentia, Sciuridae.
GGGCGGAGCCAGCAUCUGCCCGCUGCAUCCCUGUGCCCGGUGCUGGUCCUCGUCUGGUGCCGGCAUGGCCCUGAGCGAUUUGCCCGUGGCGGGCGCAGCCGAGGAGGAGGCGGAGGGCGAGGCGCCGGCCCGUGGCGCCGCCCUGGAAGCGUUCGGCGAGAGCGCGGAGAUCCGCGCGCUGCUCGGCCGCCUGCGGGCGGUGCAUGGCGAGCGCGAAGCCCGGGAGGUGGUGGAGGAGCGGUUCCGCGUAAUAAUGGACAAGUACCAGGAGCAGCCCCACCUGUUGGACCCACACCUUGAGUGGAUGAUGAACUUGCUGUUGGACGUGGUGCGAGAUAAGACAUCCCCAGCUGCCCUUGUACAUCUGGCUUUUAAAUUUCUCUACAUCAUCACCAAGGUUCGAGGCUACAAGGUAUUUCUUCGUUUGUUUCCUCACGAAGUAGCCGACGUGCUUCCGGUGCUGGACAUGUGCGCGGUGCAGAGCCCCACAGACCACGAGACGUGGGAAACCCGCUACAUGCUGCUCCUGUGGCUCUCCAUGACCUGCCUGAUCCCUUUCGAUUUUUCACGCUUUGACGGGAACCUCCUUGCCCACCCCAAGGAGGCGCGUGUGUCCACGAUGGACCGCAUCCUGCACAUCGCGCAGGCGUACCUGGCUGUCAGCGACAAGGCCCGAGACGCAGCUGCUGUCCUCCUGUCCAGGUUUAUCACGCGUCCUGACGUCAAGCAGAGGAAGAUGGCUGACUUCUUGGACUGGAGCCUCUGCACCUUGGCCCGCUCUUCCUUCCAGACCAUGGAGGGGGUCAUUGCCAUGGACGGGACUCUGCAGGCCCUGGCCCAGAUAUUUAAACACGGGAAGCGUGAGGACUGUCUGCCCUAUGCCAGCACCGUGCUCCAGAGCCUUGAUGGCUGCAGACUUCCUGAGAGCAACCAGACCCUGCUGCGGAAGCUGGGGGUGAAGCUGGUGCAGCGGCUGGGGCUGACCUUCCUGCGGCCAAAGGUGGCCACGUGGAGGUACCAGCGGGGCUGCCGGUCGUUGGCUGCUAACCUGCAGCUCUGUACCCAGGGUCGGAGUGAGCAGAAGCCGCUCGAGGUGCCGUCUGAGAGCGACGAGGACUAUGACGUCCCCGACGGGGUGGAAAGUGUGAUAGAGCAGCUGCUGGUUGGACUGAAGGACAAAGAUACGGUGGUGCGGUGGUCUGCGGCCAAGGGAAUCGGCAGGAUGGCUGGAAGGCUUCCCAGAGCGCUGGCGGACGACGUGGUUGGGUCUGUGUUGGACUGCUUCAGCUUCCAGGAGACAGACAAGGCGUGGCAUGGCGGAUGUCUGGCACUGGCGGAACUGGGCAGACGAGGCCUGUUGCUCCCGUCGCGGCUGGAGGAGGUUGUCGCAGUGAUCCUGAAGGCGCUGACCUACGACGAGAAGCGGGGCGCCUGCAGCGUGGGCGCCAACGUCAGGGACGCCGCCUGCUACGUGUGCUGGGCCUUCGCACGAGCCUACGAGCCGCAGGAGCUGAGGCCCUUCGUGACCGCCAUUGCCAGGGCGCUGGUCAUCUCCGCGGUGUUUGAUCGGGACGUGAACUGCAGGAGAGCAGCCUCGGCUGCCUUCCAGGAGAAUGUGGGGAGACAGGGCACUUUCCCUCACGGGAUCGAUAUCGUGACCACAGCUGACUACUUUGCAGUUGGGAACAGAGCGAAUUGCUUCCUGAUCAUAAGUGUGUUUAUUGCUGGCUUUCCCGAGUACACGCAGCCAAUGAUAGACCACCUGGUCGCCAUGAAGAUCUGCCACUGGGAUGGGGACAUCAGAGAGCUGUCAGCGAAGGCACUGCACAACCUGGCCCAACUGGCGCCCGAGUACAGCGCCACUCAGGUGCUCCCGGCCCUGCUGUCGAUGGCGCUGAGCUCAGACCUGCACACGCGGCAUGGAGCCAUUCUCUCCUGCGCGGAGAUCACCUACGCCCUGUUCAAGCUGGCGGCACAGAGGGACAGGCCUGUCACAGACUACCUGGAGGAGAAGGUGGUGCAGGGCCUCAGGCAGAUUCACCAGCAGCUCUGUGAGCGGCAGCUGUACAGGGGUCUGGGAGGAGAGCUCAUGAGGCAAGCAGUGUGCGUCUUGGUGGAGAAGCUAUCACUUUCCAGAAUGCCCUUCAGAGGUGACUCUGUGGUCGGUGACUGGCAGUGGCUGAUCGACGACACCCUGAGGAGUCUUCAUCUUGUUUCCAGCCACGCCAGGCAGCAGAUCAAGGACGCUGCGGUCGCGGCCCUGGCUGCUCUCUGCUGUGAAUACUACGUGCAGGAGCCAGGGGAGGCCCGUCCUGCAGCUCAGGAGGAGCUGAUCCCACGGUACCUGGCUGAGCUGCGGAGCCCUGAGGAGAUGGCCCGCUGUGGCUUCUCCUCAGCCCUGGGUGCCCUUCCGGGCUUCCUCCUGAGAGGCCGGCUGCAGCAGGUGCUCACAGGCCUGACAGCAGUCACCCGAUCCUCUCCCAAGGAUGUGAGCUUUGCCGAGGCCCGGAGGGACGGCUUGAAGGCCAUUGCCAGGGUUUGCCAGACCGUGGGUGUCAAAGCAGAGGGGCCCCCGGACGACGCUGUGUGCGCAGAGAACGUCGCGCAGGUGUACGCCGCGCUGCUGGACUGCAUGGGCGACUACACCACAGACAGCCGGGGGGACGUGGGGUCCUGGGUCCGUGAGGCCGCCAUGACCAGCCUGAUGGACCUGACGCUUCUUCUGGCGCAAACCCAGCCCAUGCUGAUUGACGCCUAUGUGUGCGAGCGCCUCAUGUGCUGCGUGGCCCAGCAGGCCAGUGAGAAGAUCGACCGGUUCCGCGCCCACGCCUGCCGUGUGCUGGUGACGCUCCUGCACUUCGACAGCCCUCCGGUCCCCCACGUGCCUCACCGAGAAGAACUGGAAAGGCUGCUCCCCAGGUCUGACGUGGCGUCCGUGAACUGGAGCGCGGCCUCCCAGGCCUUCCCUCGCGUCACCCAGCUGCUGGGCCUGCCCACCUACCGCUACCACGUCCUGCUGGGGCUGGCCGUGUCUGUGGGAGGACUGACGGAGUCCACGGUCAGGCAUUCCACGCAGAGCCUGUUAGAGCACCUGAAGGGGAUUCAGAAGGACCCGCAGGCCCUGUGGAGCUUCAGCGAGACGCUCCUGCAGGUCUUUGAGGAUAAUCUCCUGAAUGACCGGGUGUCCGUGUCGCUGCUGAAGAUGCUGGACCAGGUGCUGGCCAAUGGGUGCUUCGACAUCUUCACCGCAGAGGAGAACCACCCCUUCUGCGUGAAAUUGCUGGCGCUCUGUAAGGAAGAGAUAAAGAAGUCGAAGGACGUGCAGAAGCUUCUGUCCAGCAUCGCAGUGCUCUGCGGGCUGGUGCCGUUCUGCGGCGACGUGAGGAAGAAGGUGCUCCUGCAGCUGUUCCUCCUCCUGGGCCACCCGUUCCCCGUGAUCCGGAAGGCCACGGCCCGCCAGGUCUACGAGGUGGUGCUCACCUACACCGACGUGGUGGCCGGGGACGUCCUGGACGAGGUCAUGGCUGUGCUCAGUGACACGGCCUGGGACGCAGCGCUCCCAGUGGUGAGAGAGCAGCGGAAUCGCCUGUGUGACCUCCUUGGCGUGCCCAGACCCCAGCUGGUCCCCAAGCCUGGUGCCUGUUGAAGCCAGUCCCGGAAGCCCUGGAGCCUGCGCAGCGGGAGGAGCUGUCCACAGCGGUGCUGCCUGUCCACCGAGGGACGGCACUUGGGACCCACAGCUGUUGCCAGAUGCUCUCCUCACGAGCGGCCGUGCUGCUGGCCUGGCUGCCUUGUUUUUGCCUCCGUGGAACAAACGUGCUUCCCAUAAAAUCAUGUACCAAGCC